Penicillium olsonii is the source of this 1296-nucleotide messenger RNA. Lineage: Eukaryota; Fungi; Ascomycota; Eurotiomycetes; Eurotiales; Aspergillaceae. The record is from the annotation of a GenBank genome assembly.
AUGGCUGAGAAUAUCGCUGCGCAGAGCGCAGUUUCGUCGCGAGGCCUCGGUCUUUCUACGAAGAUGCCUGCUUUCUUUCAUGUCCUCGAGGAUCAAUGGGACCCCACUUCAAACCCACAGGGGAUUGUCAACAUUGGCUUAGCUGAGAAUGCAUUGAUGCAGGAAGAAAUGAAGGGAUUCCUCAACUCCCACCUAAAUGUAGAGUCGCAUGCGCUGACAUACGGCGAUGGAUUCUCCGGAUCUAAAAGGCUGAGGGAAUCCCUGUGUCAUUUUUUGAAUCGUCAUUUCCAGCCCCAUGUUCCCCUUUCUCCAUCCCACAUGGUAGCCACCGCCGGCGCGAGUAAUGCCCUCGAGUGCUGCGCAUGGGCCCUGUGUGACCCCGGCGAUUAUAUACUUAUUGGACGUCCCUAUUGGACCACUUUCAGAACGUUGCUUGGCAAUCGUGCUAGUGUGAAUGUGCUUGACGUCAAUUUUGAUGGGGUUGACCCAUUCAGCUCUGAUGCGGUUGAGCUUUACCGGGAAACCUACAUGCAAGCCAUCAAAAAAGGGAAGAAGAUCACGGCCAUACUCUUGUGCUCGCCAAAUAACCCCCUGGGUCGAUGCUACUCUCCAGAGAUCUUAUGUUCCUACAUGCGUCUCUGUGGUGAGCUUGACAUACAUUUGGUCUCCGACGAACUAUACGCUCUGUCGGUCUGGGAGAACCCCACGAUGGAAGACCCGGAUCAAUUCAAAUCAGUUUUGUCUUUCCCAUCCGAGAGUCUGAUGAACCCCCAAAAGCUACAUGUUAUAUGGGGAAUGAGUAAAGACUUUGGGGCAACGGGCUUGAGGAUCGGCUGUUUAAUCAGUCAAUUCAACACCCGAUUUUUGAAUGCCUGUGAAAGUAUCUCGCUCUUUAGCUUUCCAUCCAGCUUGGCAGACAAUGCGGUUGCGAAACUCCUGGCAGAUGACUAUUUUACAGAUCACUUUAUUUCUCUUAACCGAGCCCGGCUGUCGGAGAACUACCGUCAUGUAACAACAACUCUCAGUGACCACGGUAUUCCAUACACCCAGUCCAAUGCUGCCCUUUUUGUGUGGGUUAAUCUGGGAGCGAUGACUAAAGGGCAUGGGGCCACUGAUGCUGAUAUUCUUGAGAUUUUAAAUCGAGAGAAGGUUUAUGUUACUUCUGGCUUGACUUACGCAAGUGAACAGCCAGGAUGGUUCAGGAUUGUGAUUGCACACCCUAAGCAUGUGUUGGAUGAAGGCCUAAAGCGCAUUUUUGGCGCAAUGUUAUAUUAUGAGACAAGAAUAACUAAAUGA